AUGUCCCGAACACCCUACACGCCCCUGCCCACCUCCUCACCCAGUCCCGGCUCGCCCUCUCCUCAUUCUCCUCCCUCUCGCUACCCUCGCCCCUCCCGCCGCACGCUCUUCCUCCUCGUCUCCCUCUCACUCGCAUUCUUCCUUUUCCUCGGCGCACUAGUACACCCGGAACCGAUCAAAAGCGCGGUGCAGAAGGGUAAAGAGGCGGUUGUGAGUGCGAGUAGUGGGUGGAGCUGGGAUUGGGAUAGCGCGAGUCUGGCCGAGUGGCAGGUGCAGCCGGUGGAUGAGAAGGGCGUGGACGCGGAGCUCGAGACGAGCGAGGUAUCGACGAGUUCUGAGGAAGAAGCGGACUCGGUGACGGAGGGAAAGGAGGACGCGCCUGUCGUGCACGAGACGGCCGACGAUGAAGUGCAGUGGACGCGUGUGGGCGGAGACGAAGCAAAGUCUGAAGCAGAGGAGAACGUCGAUUGCAGCGGGGAUGUGCGGGAGCUGCUGUCGACGCCCGACUUUUGGAAGGUUGAGGAGUCGUCGCCUAUGAGCUACAGCAUCUCGCCGCGCGACUACCCACCCUUUUCGCCAGCUUGCCUCUCGCAAGCCGUCUUCUCCGCCCGCCUCGUUUCCCUCUUGCCCGACGGCUCUCCCUCACCAAUCGCCGCUCAAACCCUCCUCUCCCUCCCUGUUCCUACUCUCUCCAACUCGCUCGACGCUUACGAGUUCUCCAUCCCCUCCACACCUUCGCUUCCUCGCGGCUCCUACGCCGUCGAAGUCUUCCUCGACUUUGGCUUCUAUGUCGGUGUACUCGAGGGCAUUCCGUGCGGGGAAAACGAGCGCACGUGCAAUGGGUGGAAGAUUGCGCAGGAUGAGGGGCAGGAGUUGCGAUACGUUGGCGAGAAGAUCGAGGUCGUCUCGGGACGCGUUGUCGAGCUUGGCGGAGACUCGCCGGCGGCCGACUCGCUCCCGGUCUGCACCGAUUUGUCCUCCCUCUCCGGCUUCUGGUCCAACCUCUCCUACAUCCCCACCUCGCCCGCCUGCUCGCUCGCCACUCCCUCCCUUCCCCUUCCCUUCGUGCCAACCUCCACCUCGUCACCCCCCUCCCCGCCAAUCUGGAUCAACCUCGUCGGCGACUCCAACACGCGCAACAUGUUCAACCACCUGACCGCCUCCCUCGGCGGCGGGCACAAGAUCUUUGCUCCCAAGGUGACCGACUCGCCGACGCACAACGGGACGCACGGGACCGUCGCUUUCAGGUACCGCUCGGGCCAUCCGUCGCCGAACGAGCGCAAGGGUGUGCCGGAUGUGGUCGUGACGUGGGCUUGGUGGUACCAGAAUGCGCAUACGGUCGGCUCGGAGGCCACGACGGCGGCGGGACGACAAGCCGAGUUUGACGCGGCGCUGGACGCGAACCGCGAUGACCUCGUCAACCUCGUCGAUACGGACCUCGCCAGCUACUUGCGGUACACGAACGCGGAAUCGACGCUCUCGUUCGCGCCUGACCUCGCAGCGAUCGCUCCGACGAUUAAGCCGUACCGGACGUACCUCUCGCUCGGCUCGCACGGAGAAGACCUCUCCAUCCCCGGCGUCACCGCCUCACUCGACGCGCUCUUCUCGCCCACUUCCGGUCUCUCACGCUCUAAACGCGACGCCUCCAACCUCCGCCUCUUCACCACAACCCUCGUCAACGCACGUUACAUCCCCCUCGAUCGAUUCCCUCACCAAGACCUCCUGCGCAACAACGCUCUCAUCAGCGCCAAGAACGCGUACACUGCGUCAUCGGCGCGUGACGAAUUCCUCGAAGAGGGGAGGGUGCUUGAUGUCGAGCAGCUGACGAGGGGAAUCGUGGACAGCGACGAGUGGAUGAAGACGAGUCAUGGGAAGCCGGAUGCGGUGCAUUUCCGUGGCGAGGUGUACGACGAGUGGGUCAGACUCGUCUGGACGGAUUUGAUGAAGGGUGCGGAUGGAGCGGCGACGGGCGAGACGGUCGGGGCGGACGAGGCGAGGCGGAGAUGGAAGCGGAGGGUGAGCGAGUGGGAGGACGAACCGGAGGAGGAAGAGGUGGACGAGCCGGCUUAUGGCUUCUAG
Messenger RNA from Rhodotorula toruloides NP11, 2079 nucleotides. RefSeq lists its product as uncharacterized. Bases 1 to 2079 code for a protein of 692 amino acids. The record is from RefSeq and is a predicted model, not a curated record. The transcript is spliced from 3 exons. NCBI's taxonomy places the organism in Eukaryota, Fungi, Basidiomycota, Microbotryomycetes, Sporidiobolales, Sporidiobolaceae.